Molecule: messenger RNA, 1143 nt
Organism: Hordeum vulgare subsp. vulgare (domesticated barley)
Lineage: Eukaryota; Viridiplantae; Streptophyta; Magnoliopsida; Poales; Poaceae
Product: succinate dehydrogenase [ubiquinone] iron-sulfur subunit 2, mitochondrial
Exons: 4
Coding region: 38-952 (304 amino acids)
Biological process (GO): tricarboxylic acid cycle; respiratory electron transport chain; aerobic respiration
Cellular component (GO): mitochondrion
Molecular function (GO): 2 iron, 2 sulfur cluster binding; electron transfer activity
Source: RefSeq, a predicted model, not a curated record
CCGGCGGCACUGCGUACGAGUGCUGCUGCGAUUAGCCAUGCUGAGGAGAACGCUGCCAAGGCUGGCCUCGGUGAAGGACCGGAUGGCCGGCGCGGCCAAGAACGCCGUGAAGGGCGACGAGCACUUCCCCGCGCUCAAGGGCCACCCGGCCGCGCGUGUCCACGCACGAGAGGCCGCGGAGAAGCAGGCCGGCCUCGCCGCCGCAGAGGAAGAGAAGAAGCGCAGCGGCAAGCCCACGACGGUGAAGGAGUUCCAGAUAUACCGGUGGAACCCGGACGCGCAUGGCCGGCCGUUCCUGCAGUCCUACUUCGUCGACCUCGGCACGUGCGGCCCAAUGGUGCUGGACGUGCUCCAGAAGAUCAAGUCGGAGCACGACUCGACGCUGGCGUUCCGCCGGUCUUGCCGGGAGGGCAUCUGCGGGUCCUGCUCCAUGAACAUCGACGGGGUGAACACGGUGGCGUGCCUGAAGUCCAUCGACACCGACACGUCGACGGCGACCAUGAUCACGCCGCUGCCGCACAUGUACGUGGUGAAGGACCUCGUCGUCGACCUCACCAACUUCUACCAGCAGUACAAGUCCAUUGAGCCGUGGCUCAAGACGAAGCGUGGGGCGCCGGAGGGGCGGGAGCACGCGCAGUCGCCGGCCGAGCGGCGGAAGCUGGACGGGCUGUACGAGUGCAUCCUGUGCGCGUGCUGCAGCACGGCUUGCCCCUCCUACUGGUGGAACUCGGAGGAUUUCCUCGGCCCCGCCGCGCUGCUCCACGCCUACCGCUGGGUCUCAGACAGCCGCGAUGACUACGGCGAGGAGCGGAUCCAGGCGCUGUCGGAGGGGUGGGACAAGCUGUACAGGUGCAGGAUGAUCAAGAGCUGCACGGCGACGUGCCCCAAGAGCCUCGACCCGGCCACGGCCAUCUCCGCCUUGAAGACCAUGCACCAGCUCCGCAAGGCGUGACACCACCGGGAGCCCGCACAGCGAUGUCAAUCGGUGGCUCCGGCAGCUGAAUCACAGUGAUUUGAUUGACAACGUGUGUAGCGUAUGGUGAUCUGGAAACUAAAUAAUGACUUGGUAAUUGUAAUUGUACUGGCAGGUGAAUCACGACAAUGUUCAUCGCAGGCACAGGUGAUGGGUUUCCUCUUUGCGCA